Messenger RNA from Parnassius mnemosyne (clouded apollo), 2262 nucleotides. The record is from the annotation of a GenBank genome assembly. Lineage: Eukaryota; Metazoa; Arthropoda; Insecta; Lepidoptera; Papilionidae.
AUGACCUCGGAUAUCUGUUAUGAGAGCUAUAAAACAACACCAUCGAUCCUUUUGGCUAUUUAUAAUAAAUGUCUUGAAAUAGGCUAUUUCCCAAAGAUAUGGAAAAAAGCAAUCAUAAAAAUUAUUCCGAAGCCUGGAAAAGUAGACUAUACUGUACCUAAAGCAUAUCGUCCAAUUGGCUUGUUGCUAGUAUUUGGAAAAAUUUUAGAAAAGCUCUUUGUAGGCAGAUUACUCUGGCAGCUUGGAAGGGAAGGAAAAUUCAGCAAUCGACAAUAUGGUUUUAUGCCACAACGUAGUACAGAGGACGCACUAUAUGACAUAAUGACAGUGAUAAAACAAGGCAUAAAAGAAAAGAAGAUAGUUGUUAUGGUAUCCCUCGACAUAGAAGGGGCUUUUGACAAUGCUUGGUGGCCCCAAAUAAUAAAAGAAAUCCAAAGGAAAAAUGUGAACAUACACAACCUAAGGCUCAUUACCAGCUAUCUGUCUUCAAGGAGUGUUAUAGUGAAAUAUGCAGGAGCAAUAGCCACCAAACCUACAACUAAAGGAUGCAUACAAGGAUCGACCUGUGGACCCAUACUCUGGAACAUCCUUCGCGACCCCCUUCUUGAAUUAAGUUCAGAUAUGGAUGUACAUCUUCAGGCAUUUGCUGACGAUAUUCUUAUCAUCGCAAAAGGAAACUCAGCAAAAGAUGUAGAAGACAAACUUAAUCCAGCUUUAGAGAAAAUAGUAACAUGGGGCAAAAUGCACAUAUUAAAUUUUGCACCACAUAAGACACAAUCUAUCGUAAUAACCAAAAAGUUAUCUUACGAAUUACCUAUAAUUAAAAUGGACAAAAUUAUUAUACAACCAUCUACAAGUCUAAAAGUACUUGGCGUCACCAUCAAUAAAAAUUUAAACUUCGUAGAACAUCUAGAUGAAGUCCUCGGGAAGGCAAUAAAAAUUUACAAAAUGAUAGCAAGAACAGCUAAAGGUCAUUGGGGACUUCAUUCUGAUAUAGUAAAAACAAUAUAUAUAGCAGUAGUUGAACCAACCAUUCUUUAUGCAGCAAAUGUCUGGGCUAUGACGGUGAAAAAAGAAUAUAUGAAGAAAAGACUGGAGCGCAUAACAAGAAUGUUCGCAAUCAAAAUCUGUAAAGGUCACAGAACAGUCUCUUUCACGUCUAGCGUUAUACUGGCAGGAAUAUUCCCUCUCGACUUAAGAGCAAUGGAACGACUUUCGCUCUACGAAAUAAAACAAGGAAAGCCACUGAACCAACUUCCGGGAAGAGACAUCGAAAAACCAAUAAGUCCUUUUUGCCUACCCCAUCCUGCUGAAAGAUGUCGCAUGUCUUUUGAGCUGAUAAGCUCUCUAGAUCAGGAACAAGCAAUAGACUGCCUAAAGCCAAGGUCAUAUACGGAUGGAAGCAAGCUGGAAGGGAAAGUUGGUGGCGCUGUCAGUGUAUGGAAAGAUGGCAGCGAAAUACGUAAGUUUACCUUUCGGCUAGAAAGUUAUUGUAGCGUUUAUCAGGCAGAGCUUGCCGCAAUAUUAAAAGCGUUAGAUAUGGUGUGCAAGUUCGGCGAAUUGAAGAAAGGAAUAAUCCUAAGCGAUUCACGUUCAGCUCUAGAGUGCCUAACGGACAGCUCGUCCCUUCAUCCUUUGGCAGCUGAAAUACGAGAGCGCAUAAGAUCAUUAGUAAAUAAAAACGGCGAGGUUAAAUUUUACUGGAUAAAGGCACAUAUCGGUAUACCUGGCAAUGAAAGGGCUGAUGAGCUUGCCAAAAAGGCUGCACUAUCCAACAAACAAGCACCAGUUUAUGACAAGUGUCCGCUAUCCUUCGCGAAGCGACUAACCAGGGACUCUACCUGCGUGAAGUGGCAGCAGCGAUAUAGCGAAGCAGCAACAAGAGCAGUCACGAAAAAUUUCUUCCCUGACGUAAGAGAAGCUCACAAGACACUGAAACAGAUAAGAAUGGACAAUAUUAAAGCUCAAUUAUUAACUGGUUAUGGAGGAUUUAAGGCUUAUUUGUUUAAGUUCAAGUUGGCGCAAUCCCCAUCUUGUGUUUGCGGUAAUGAAAUAGAAGAAAAAAUUGAACACCUGCUAAUAGAUUGUCCUAGAUUCACUAUUCAAAGAAUGGAAUGCGAGCACAAGAUGGGAAUUGCAAUCAAUAUAACAAAUUUAAAGUAUGUAAUUAACAAUGAUGACUGCCGUAUCCAUUUUCUUAAAUAUGCAGAAUAUGUCGUUAGGUGUGCAGGAAAAGCGAAUGGAUCGAAAGUAGAUAUUUAA